This is a messenger RNA of Vicia villosa (hairy vetch), 527 nucleotides long. RefSeq lists its product as uncharacterized. NCBI's taxonomy places the organism in Eukaryota, Viridiplantae, Streptophyta, Magnoliopsida, Fabales, Fabaceae. The record is from RefSeq and is a predicted model, not a curated record. The coding region runs from base 121 to 342 and encodes 73 amino acids. The transcript is spliced from 2 exons.
GGCCCAAGUUAAAAUUCUCCUUAAAAACUCAUAUGAAAAACAUUCCAAGAAAUAUAAUGAUUCACUAAAAAAAUCUUUCAAGGAGUUAACAAUUUCGUGAAUCGCGUGCAAAGAGGAGUUAUGGGUUUGACGAAUUUCGUACUGACGGUGGCCGGCGUAAGCGCCGUCGUUCUUCUUCUAAGGGGCGACGUGAAGCAAUCUGCGUCGAUUUUCAAACGCAACGUCAAACAAAUUCGCCACUGGCUAGAAGAAGAAACCGCCAAUUCUUCAAAGAAAAUGGAGCAGACUAAAAAGGAAAUUGAAUCGAAAGUUAAAGACAUUCAUAAGGACGAUAAGCACUAAUAUGUUUAUUUAGUUAAUGUGAUGGGUGGUUGGUUUAGUGUAGUAAUUUUUCUGUUUCUGUGUGCUCACCUGUUACUGUCUUUUGAUAGAUUCAGGUUUUAUUUUUAUUUUUAUUUUUAUUUUUUUAGAUACUAAAUUAAUUCUUCGCCUUUUUUGAGCAAUAAUAUGAAGUUAUGGUUUUUCCA